AUGGUGGCCGUGGGCGUCGGCGCGCUCGUGGAGAGCGAGACGAGGUUCCUCGGCGCACUCCCCAAGACAACCGAGGCGCUCACCGCGGCGAAGGCGUCAUUCUGCAAGUCGGUCGUCGCCGGGGACGACGAGGACGACAUGCCCUCCCUCUUCGACUCCACCCGCGGCGCUCGCGACGAUCCGAAUCUCGACUUCGCGCCCUCGAUCCCUCAGACCUUCGAGCUGGAUAGCAGUUCUGCUGUCGCUGGCACCACCAGGUGCUUCGAUUCAGGCGUCGUCGACCGCACCGUGCCUUCCCCGAUCGUCUUCAUCGACCACGCCAUGAGCGCCUACGAGCUCCUCAAGGCCCGUACCGCUCUCGUCAACGCCAUCAACGUGACCCUCGCGUACGACGGAGGGGGCGCGGACGUUGUUGUUGCCAAGAACGCCCUAAGCACGGACGCCGACGUCGCCUCUGUCGAAGGCGUCGUCCCGGGCGACGGCAGGAGCUUGUCCGGACGCGGACCUGCGGUCCUUGCCGCCAUCAUGGGUGAGUCCGACUUUGGCGUCGCCUGGCAGAAGGCUCACGGCAAGGGCAUAGACGCUGCAGCUGCCGAGGCGGCCUUCAGGGCCUCCCUCCCCGCGAAGGCCACCUCCAUCGCCAACGCGACCAUGACGUUCUUUCACACCUCCGACGAGAUCCUCGCUGGCAUGUCCGGCAAGACCGACGCUGCAGUCGCGAAGAGGGUCGCCGCCAAGGUCUGCAUCCGAGACUCCAUGGUGAGGAAGCUUCUCGGCCUGGGCGACAAGGAGACGGAGGAUCGCACCCUCUCUGCCCUCAACCUAUACGAGGACGCUCCCCUGAGCGGCGGUGCGUCGGGUGUCGCGUCCGCCGCCCGCGAGCUCCUCAAGGUGCAGUGCCCGAAGAAGGUUGUCACGGUGGCUGAUAUGGCUGAGGGCAUCGGCAACGUGGACCCCGGUGCCGUCGUCGCGGCUUUGAGGAGCGCGGUCGGCGGCGGUGACUCCGUCUCCAAGCUCGCCGCUCACAUGCCCAUGCAGGCCAUCUACGACAUGAAGGACGGAGGCCAUGCAUUCGACGCUGCGGAUCUCGACUUUAUUACGGUGAUCGCGAUGGGUGAGUCGAGCAUCAUCAUCGGCUACGACGAGGUCGUCAAGAUUCUCGCGGCCAAGGUCGGAGACCACAUGGCUACUGUGACCCUCAUGCAUGACGCGAUCGGCACCGUCGACGGACAUCGCGACGCUCGCGCUUCGAAGGCCUAUGCCUGGUUGAUCCAGGACCCCCUCUCUGUCAGCUUAAUCGACUGCGAGAAGACCAUGUUGACCAACUUCACCAACGCCUCUUUGUUCCCGACUCUCGAGGCUGAGACAGCUGACUACAUGGUCUCACACGCGAUCUUCUUCGGCCAGCUCGCUACACUGGCCGGGCUCCUUAGACGCGACGGGGAAAUCGUGGUCGGCGCCGCUGUGCGCCGCGAAGUCAGCAAGGACCUCAAGGCCUUCGUCAAGCAUUGCGAGUCUGCCAAGGCUCACGGCAUGGCUCCCUACUCGAGGCUCUGGGGAAGUUUGCGCGACAUCCUCGGCGAGAGGUUCCCGGUCCACGUUAUUAGCAGGCUCCCCGCCAAGUUCUUCGACGCGCACAGUGGGGAGGAGACCGGCGCGGGCUUGCUCAAGGUCUGGACGUCUAUCUACUACAACUCUAAGUAUCGGAGCAUCCCGACUUUGUUCGUUCUGUUCGUCGCUCUUUGGGGCGAGUGCGGGAGGGCCGUUUGGGCGGCCCUUAUCGCCGCCCAGCCUCCCGCGACGGCGAAAGUUUGCUCCGCGGCCUCGAUCGGUGCGUCUAUCGCGGAGUCUAAUUACAACGGCGUCGCCUCAGCCUUUGAGCAGGCUGGCAUGGCGGCCCCUGACUUCCUUGAGCUGAAUGCCGCGAUCGGUCAGGCUCGCAUGAUGCGCGUCGACUUCUCGAAGCUCGCUCGGCACUUCGGCCUCGCGUCCAUUGAUUACGAGCCCACUCCUGCGGCCUUGUGCGCGGCGGGGGUCGCGGAAGUCGUGCGCUACGUGUUCGAGACCACAAUCUACCAGGACUUUCGGCGCGCACAGGCGUCGAAGGCCGCCCUCGCUGCCCUCGGCGGGGGCGCGCAAAACGCGGAGGUCCAUCUUCGCGCCUGGCUCCAGGAUCACUUGAAGGCCGGGGCGAAGGCCGGGGUCGAGAUCUACAAGCAGAAGCUUGCCCUCGCCCGCGAGAGUGAGUCCAUGAGCAUCGAGAGGGAGGAGUGGGAGCUCGUCGAGGGCCUCGAGAAGUCCAAGGCCGCCGCGCGCAGCAGCACGGGAGCCGGCCGCUGA
This is a messenger RNA of Prorocentrum cordatum, 2340 nucleotides long. Lineage: Eukaryota; Dinophyceae; Prorocentrales; Prorocentraceae. The record is from the annotation of a GenBank genome assembly.